CAGUUCCUGCAGAAAAUUUGAGGGGGGUUCUGAGACAAAUAUGGAAGAAACAGAUCUACUUUCUAACGGAAUGACAUGUGACCAAGGUUCUGUGACUAUUCCACCCAACGAAACUGAGCAAGCAUCUACAAGUGCAAACAGGAGGAAGCGCACAAGAACCAACAGCAGAUAUACCCGCCGCCUCAGAAAUUUAGCUGAAACUGAAUUAGCCAGCAUCAGUCAUCACAAUCAGUCAGACCCUGAAAAAGCUAAGCUCAUCACAAAGUGCAGGAUACUUGGCAACGGCAACCUUCUCAAAGAUGUCAUUAGAAGGUAUGAAUAUCUGAAGACACAGAUUCAUGACUUGAAGAAGCUCUCUGUUCGUGAAUUUCUGUCAGAAAAGGAAGUUUCAGAAGAAUUAAUUGCCAUGGUGGAAUGUGAAGUGCGCAACCAUGAUAAGCACCCAGCUGGGAAUAGGUAUAAACCCACAGACAUAGAGCGAGCUAUUGGUUAUAAGAGCUCUGGUGGCAACAGUGGUUUGGAAUUUACAAGACAAAUUAGUAAGAAUCCUUCACGGCAAACUGUUUGCAGAGCAAUGAAAGGAUUUGACUUUGAAAUGGGUAUAUCUGAAGACACCCUUUGUAUGCGUCAUUUAAGAUACCUGUUUCUGAGUAAUGAAGACAGGGCAUUCAAGAUGGUUGUUCUUGCAUUUGAUGAGACUGCAAUCACAGAGCACCUGACACUACAGCCUGGAAAAGGAACUGUCCUUGGCUUUGCGGAUUCGGGUAAUGGAGACCGCCAUCCUACUUUGGCAAACAAAUUUUUCGUCAUGCUUGCACAAGGACUUUUGAUGGAUUGGAUGUUUCCUUGUGGCUUGAUGCUUGUCACUGGUACUAUAAAAGGUUUACCACUUGCUGAUAUUAUCGUCAAAGCCACAAGUGCUAUCCAACAUUUAGGUGGGGAUGUCAUUCUCACAGUAUGUGACCAAUCAGCUCCCAACAUAAAAGCUAUCAAGACUCUAAUGGCAAGGUUCCCUGUGAUUAAAAAUGGGAGUAGGUUGGAGAGCCAGUUUGAAGUUAGUGGCAAACCAGUGAUUUCGAUAUAUGAUUCUCCUCACAUAGCAAAAUGCGUGCGAAAUGCAAUGCUUGGUGGUGAAGGGUCUGACGUUGUCACUGGAUCAAUAGAAUGGCCUAUUGACGUUGAUGGAAGAGAAGUUAUUCAUGAAAUGCCCUGGACUGAAUUCGACAAGUUACGUGCUCUUCUUGGUAACGACUGGAAGCUUCUUGAUAAGUUAAGCGAUGCUCAUAUAACCCCCAACAAGAAGAUGAAGGUAAAAUAUGCUCUUGAGAUUUUUAGUGCAAAAAAUGCCACAUUGUUCCAUAGAGCUAGAGAUUUAUUGCCCAACGCCAGCAAAAAUGCCCAGGUUGUAAGAGAACUUGAUGAAUUGUUUGACUUGUGCAUUGGACAUAGUUCCAGAGAGCCAGUUGAUACUAUGAAAGAAGCAAGAAAGCCAAUGUCAGCUACUUCAAUUCACAUGAGAAGAUUUCCAGUAUACCUUGAGAAACUCAAGAAAGUCAAGUUUUGGUCUUACAGAAGAUGUAAGAAUGAGAGAACUGGACAUGUAGAAGUUAAAAAGUUUCCAUCUCAGUCAGUUGUGCCUCAAACUUGGCCUCAUACAAUCAAAGGACUCAUCCAUCUUUAUGAAUUGUUACGUGAGUUGAAUAUUGACAGUUGCAAUAUUCGUCGCGCAUUACAAGACUUUCUGGAGUCCUUAUUUGGCCGAUGCAAGUCAGGCCGGAAAAAUCCUACUCCACUGCAGAUACUGGAAGGCUUGAAAGUAGCCUGCAUCAGUCGUGUUCUAAAGCCCAAAAGCAGAGAUACUAACUGUGAUGAAGAAGGCAAGGUUUAUACAGGCAGUUUGCGACAGUUUAUGUCCUAUGGGGUCAAGGAUCAGGAAUGCCAGGGACAAGAUGAGAAUCUAGAACCAUCUGUUUGUGUACAGGGUAUUGAGGAAUAUUGUUCUGAAGAGGAGGUUAUUGAGGAAGAUGAGUCUGAAGAGGAAGACUUUCCUGUGUUGAGUCUUGAAGAUUCAGACAUACUUGACAUACAAGAAGGACCUCAGACUGAAUACGAGAACUGUGAUGCAGUGAAAAUGGCUGUUAAGGUCAUGAAGCAAGUACUUAGGAAUAAGUGUAAAUCCUGCAGCACAUUGCUUACUACAAGAAGUAACCCAACCGAAGUGUAUUCCUUGGCCAUCGAGAUAGACAGUCUUGGUGAAAGCAGUCUGCUUCCAUCUGAACAACUUGUUGAUCUUGUUAGAGAAACCAAAAAAAUAUUUCAGAAUUCAUGUCAGGAUCACAUACAUGAAACUAAGGCAAUGUUAAUGGUUAAUAAGAAUCUGACUCAAAAUAUUCGGUUUUGUUCCUGGUUCACUUGUGAAGCCCCUGGACAUUUCUCUAAUGUCUUAUGGAAGCUGUCGGAGGCGCUUGUCACAGAGCACAUCACAUUUCUAAACAAGCAGGUGAAAAAAGGACCAAGAAGGAAAAAUAGGGACCCGCAUAUUGUUCAAAAUCUUGUUGCCAAUUGUUUUGCGGAUGAUAAUGAGGACUUGGCUCAGGAAAUGGAGGAACAACUAGCUGAUGACAUUGAUGCAAUGGAGGGAGGCCAGCGGCAACCGAAUAGCAAUCCGUUGCUUCUUGUUCAAUCUAGCUCCUCUGUGGUAUCAUCUGCUGCAUCUAGGGCUUUAGAAGUUGCUUCCUCAACAGGAACAGCAACUGGUAUCCCAAUUCGUACAGUCCAACCUAUACAGCAAGUUGCAACCGCCCGUGACACAAUUGGUGGAUGGUCAAUGAGUUUAGCAUCACCAGCCACAACUCUGCUCUUGAGAGCUGCCACUCCUCAGUCCAAGCAGUCCAUUCAGCCCCCAGGACAACCAGGUCAAAAAGUAACUCCUGUCAAAAUAGACCAUCGUGUGCCGCUGGCUACGAUGCCUAAAACUUGCCUUGUGCCUACUAAAACAGCAAGUAGUAUCCAAACUUUUCAGGCUAGAAAAGUUGACAACCCACAGGUCGUAACUUGCUCAGCACAAGGUGCUGCACUCCAGCCUGGUGGUAGGGUCCUUCCUCAAGGUUCAAAAUAUGUAACAAUUAUCCACAACGUGACAGGUAAACGUACCAGUCUAAUUGUGAAAUCUGGUGCUGCCCCUCCGGCUGGUUUAGGAAGAGGUGUUGGACUAAAUAUCCCAAGUGGUGCUUUGAGAACAAUGCAAACAAUUAAUAGCGCACAAGCUGGCCAUGGUACAGGUGUUUGUUGUGUUCAGGCCAGUCCUGGCGAACCAGUUGCUGAAAAGACUGGCGUGUCAGAUAUUGGUGGAAACAACAUUACUCAGAGAAUAGAGGCAGAACUGGAUGAUAAUGCUGGAAUCCCUGAGGAAGUGCACAGCAGUGACCCGCUCAUUAUGGAACUGGAAGCUGAUGGAUAUUUGCGUUUCUCUAAACAAAGAUGAUUUGCAUAGUACCUUAAAUUAUUCAUAACAGUAUGCGUUCUAAAUAUUUUCCUAUGGAAUGGGAACAGAUGUUAUUUGUCAACCAACAGUUGUUUAGAACCAAGGUACUUUGACUGUUCAAAAACUACUGCAGACUUCUUGUGAGUCUAAAUAUCCAAAGUGGUGCCUUGAGAACAAGUGGGCCCAUGUAUGGAUUAAUCUAUCUAUUUGAAUGAUUUACUGUUAAGAGCUGACUGGAUUGUGGUAUCACUGCCAAUUCUGCGAAGGCUCAAAGGCAUGCACAAGUUAACCUUGCAGUUCGAGAUGAGAGUGGUCAAUUUGAGUCCCUUGAUCUUACUCAGUAUUCUUCACCUCUAGAUCUUCCUCAUGUGAUGAAAGUUCAGGAGCCCAAUGGCAGUGAUGAGAGGCUCACCUCCUGAUAACUGCCCGCCUACUGAAAUAUCUUCAAUUAAACCUGGCAUAAUGUUGCAGGUUCCCUCAGACCAACGAGGGACGUCCUCUCUGG
Messenger RNA from Frankliniella occidentalis (western flower thrips), 3989 nucleotides. RefSeq lists its product as uncharacterized. The coding region runs from base 41 to 3484 and encodes 1147 amino acids. The record is from RefSeq and is a predicted model, not a curated record. Lineage: Eukaryota; Metazoa; Arthropoda; Insecta; Thysanoptera; Thripidae. The transcript has 8 exons.